AUGCUCAAAUUUUUCACACCACACCACAAGAACGAUUUGAUAAUUCGUAACUAUAUCAGAAUGGAGGAAAAUGUUUUGAAGGUGAGUUUUCAACCAUGAAAAAUGGCGAAACAACUUUUACCUAGUUCAAAUUACAGAGUCCCGCAUUUCUCAAUUAUGAAGUAUCAAGAACGUUCUCACUUUUUCAUCGUUUUUUAUGUUUCGAGGUCGUUGAAAUGAGUGAGGCCAAAUUGGCAGAAAUCGAAAAAACACAAUGUAAAGGAGAUGGAUUGAGAAAAACUCUUCUAAUUGGAAACCUUGUGGAAUCAAUCGAGAACAAUGGAUAUGAUUUUAAUGAAUUUCUCGUAGAUCGAUAUUCGAGAAAAAAUCUAUAUCUUCAAAGAUUCAAUGAGAUUCGUGGUGUUCGAAAUAGCAACUUAUGGGAUGCGAUAAGUGAUGAUCUCGAAAACAGUUUCAACCAAGUUGAUCUCUCCGACGACGAUGAAUAA
Molecule: messenger RNA, 488 nt
Organism: Caenorhabditis angaria
Lineage: Eukaryota; Metazoa; Nematoda; Chromadorea; Rhabditida; Rhabditidae
Source: the annotation of a GenBank genome assembly